AAACAUAUUGGCAUUGGCCAGAAUUCGAUUUUUUAGUACUGUAUUAGAAAUGAAAAUAAGGGAAUAAACAAAAUUGCCAAAGUAAAAGCAUAAACAAGCGGCGGUGUUCAUCUGUGCAUACGCUUGCAUGUCUAGCCAAAGCCAACAACUAAAUGCGAUUGCAAAUAACGGACUUUGAACUCAGAGCGAGCGUGAGCCGGGCGGUAGCGCUGUUGUUGUUCAUUGAAAUUCAUUGAUAUAGUACGUUUUCCUAGUGAGACGCAGACGCUGAAAGUAGUAAACGCUGUGCACUGCUAGCAACAGGUUCCCUCAAAACGCGCUUUGCCUCAACCCCCCGCACUUGUCAAUAUCUCAACACUGCCGCUCUCACUGCUGCUGCAAGCGCCACGACAACGAAAAUAAAAUUAGCUUUAUAAUUCAACAUGGCAACCAUCGAGAAAGUUGAGCAUGCACCUGCUGAGCGUAAGGCGAAUCCCCUCAAAUCGUUCAUCACUGGAGGAUUUGGCGGCAUUUGCAAUGUGCUCUCUGGUCAUCCAUUGGACACCAUUAAGGUGCGCUUACAAACAAUGCCACGUCCUGCACCUGGCGAACAGCCCAUGUAUCGCGGCACAUUCGACUGCGCUGCCAAGACCAUACGCAACGAAGGUGUUCGUGGUCUCUACAAAGGCAUGUCGGCGCCUCUAACAGGCGUUGCGCCCAUAUUCGCCAUGUGCUUUGCCGGCUAUGCGCUGGGCAAGCGUCUCCAGCAGACGGGCGAGGAUGCCAAGCUCACGUACUCGCAAAUCUUUGUGGCUGGAUCGUUUUCGGGUCUGUUCUCUACGCUCAUCAUGGCGCCAGGGGAGCGCAUCAAGGUUUUGCUGCAGACACAACAAGGCACUGGCGGUGAGCGCAAAUACAACGGCAUGAUCGACUGUGCCGGCAAGCUAUAUAAGGAGGGAGGACUGCGCAGCGUUUUUAAGGGCAGCUGUGCCACAAUGCUCAGGGAUUUGCCUGCCAAUGGACUUUACUUCUUGGUCUAUGAGUACAUCCAAGAUGUUGCCAAGGCCAGGUCGGAAACGGGCAAAAUAAACACAGCGUCCACUAUUUUUGCUGGUGGUGCUGCUGGCAUGGCCUAUUGGAUUUUGGGUAUGCCCGCCGAUGUGCUUAAGAGUCGCCUGCAGUCAGCUCCUGAGGGCACCUAUAAGCAUGGCGUGCGCAGCGUUUUCAAGGAUCUGAUUGUUAAGGAUGGUCCAUUGGCCUUGUAUCGUGGCGUUACGCCCAUUAUGAUACGUGCUUUCCCAGCUAAUGCUGCCUGCUUCUUUGGCAUUGAGUUGGCUAACAACUUUUUCAAUAUGGUAGCGCCCAGUUUUUAGAGGGCUAACAAAUUGUUUAUGUAGUGCAAUUAAUUUACACAGAAUGUUCUGAUUAAGUGCAAAAGUCUUGUUGAAAUUAAAU
Messenger RNA from Drosophila busckii, 1434 nucleotides. RefSeq names its product congested-like trachea protein (gene colt). The record is from RefSeq and is a predicted model, not a curated record. The coding region runs from base 423 to 1352 and encodes 309 amino acids. Gene Ontology annotation, biological process: mitochondrial transport; carnitine transmembrane transport. The transcript has 6 exons. Gene Ontology annotation, cellular component: mitochondrial envelope. Lineage: Eukaryota; Metazoa; Arthropoda; Insecta; Diptera; Drosophilidae. Gene Ontology annotation, molecular function: O-acyl-L-carnitine transmembrane transporter activity.